AUGUUGCCAACAGCAGUGACCAGCACCCCUUCUGCUGCUCCAUCUGUCCGUGAGGAAUGUAGGAAUGCUUGGGCAUAUCACCCAACAUCAGCAAUUGCCUUACAAGAUAUUGGAUACAAUACAUGGGGCUUCACAAAUGGGGUCUUCGAUCUCUAUGCCUGUGGAUUGUGUGAUUGCCCAGUCUGUUCCUCGGGAGGCCCACUCUGUGAGAGACCUGAAGCUCCUCUCGCCGAGUUUGACAAGUGCACAUGUGUUUGUCCAAAAGAUGGCUAUGAGGACCCCGGCGAAAUCAUGAGCCCAAAGAUUGCUGCAUCCGUUACGUCACCAAUUACAAUGUAUCUGUAUGCUGCAGAAGAUGACGUGGCUGGUGGAUCUCAAUUAGGAGAAAAUGGUGUUGCUGCUGUUGGCAUUGUAACUCUUGCUCUCAAGGACCGAAAAAUGACGAUUACAUUGACAUCUGAUGAUUCAUUUUUCAUUGAUCAAUCAAACUUGUACAUUGGUGAAGAUCGCCUACCAACAGCAUCACGUGAGUCACCAGUGACUCCAUCUUCUUUGUUUCCACUGCAUGGAAACAAUACUGCCACCAAUGAAGCCAUCUUCAGUGUGCAGUUGUCAACAUACAACUUCUACAUUGCAGCACAUGUGUACCUGUGUGAUGUGGAGAAGCAGCCAACAUCCACUCCAACCGAAUCCACAGAAACCCCAAGCUUUUCUCCAAGUGAAAGUGUUGCACCAAGCUCAACACCUAGCAACGUACCAACUGGAACCCUUGAACCUAGCACAAACCCAACUCGAACGCCUACUGGAACACCUGUUUCCUUGCCGACUACAGCACCAACUGUGGUCCCGACAAGAAUACCAACAACGAAGGGACCCACAGCAGUUCCAACAACCGAAGGACCAACAACAGGACCCACUGACGACCCAACACAGGCACCAACCGAAGGACCAACACAAGGACCAACUGAAGGACCCACACAAAGACCAACUACAGUCAACCCCACAGUCUCAAGUGGGAGCCCAAGUGCCGCCCCAACAACAGGAUCGCCAACUUUCACUCCAACUGGAGCACCCACUACAAGUCCAACUGGAUCACCAACAGGUGCUCCAACUGGAUCACCCACAGCCAGUCCAACUGGAACCCCUACUGGACACCCAACCGGAUCCACUGGCACCCCCACUGGAUCCCACAGGACCCCACGGGAACACCCACAGCAAGCCCAACUGGACCCCCACUGGCCCCACUGCACCCCACCAAAGCGCCAACUGGCACUCCCACUGGAACCCCCACCUCCUCUCCUACUUCCAGCCCCACUGAGGUCCAACCGUCAGCCCUACGACAUUGAACCCAACAACCUGACUCCCACUGUGGCAAGUGGUCACCCCAGUGCUGCUCCAACCACAGGAACGCCAACGGAUCUCCAACAGGCUCUCCUACUGGCGAACCAACAGUUGCUCCUACAGGUACACCACUGUUUCCCCCACUAG
Molecule: messenger RNA, 1488 nt
Organism: Seminavis robusta
Lineage: Eukaryota; Bacillariophyta; Bacillariophyceae; Naviculales; Naviculaceae
Source: the annotation of a GenBank genome assembly